GCUGCCGGGACGGUGGUGGUGUGCUUUCUGUCAGCGAGUGGCGCGGUGCUGCGCUCCCGAGUGUCUGCUUCUGUCCUCCGGCUUGGAAAGCAAACUGCACCCCGCGGAUCGAAAAAUCAAACCGUGAACAACACCCGACGUUGUUUUUGUCGAUUGUAUGUCGUGUCUUUCUUUUUUUUUUUUUUUAAAAAGCGAUUCAGAAGGAAGAUAAAUAAAUAAAUAAAUAAAUAAAUAAAUAAAUAAACAUCCUACGAACAGUGGUAGAACAUUUUCUUUUUUGGACCGAGAGAGUCGGAGGGGAGGGGAAGCAGGGCGCCAGCAGCUGCCGAUGAGUUCAGAGCGGGUCGAAGUGGAGCAGCCGCCGCCGCAGGAGCAGGAGAAGGAGGCAGAGACCAGAGCCGAGAGCCGAGGAGGGGACGGAGACAACCGCGCACCCGAGUCCGGCAGCAUGGUAACUUCGAAAGGCGCUGGUCUGAACCCCAACGCCAAGGUUUGGCAGGAGAUCCCUCCGGGCGGGACGGGAGCCGCUCCAGACUCCGCAAACGGGACGGACAGCGCCUGGCCGGACAGCCCCCCCGAACCCGGCACCUACACCGAAGGCUACUCUGAGCUCCCUGCCGAUGGUAGCAAGGCGUACAGUGUGAUGGUUUCCAGCCUGUCCGAGUGCAGCAGCAGCACCAGCCCUCCCUCCGAGCAUUCAUCGGUCAACGGCAUGGACCCCCCCGAGCUCGUCUUCCCCCUGUACGAGCCGGUCGCCGGGACUGCAGGUGGCUUGUCGGAGGAGCAGCCGGUCCCCACAGAGAACCUGCGCGAGUCUCUGCGGAUGCAGCUGGAGUUCUGCUUCUCUCGAGAGAACUUAUCCAAGGACCUGUACCUGAUGUCCCAGAUGGACAGCGACCAGUUCGUCCCCAUUUGGACCAUUGCCAGCAUGGAGGGGAUAAAGACCCUCACCACAGACCUGGACCUCAUACUGGACGUUCUCAGAUGUUCACCGAUGGUGCAAGUCGAUGAGAAGGGAGAGAAAGUGAGGCCGAACCACAAGCGCUGCAUAAUCAUUCUGAGAGAGGUUCCAGAGACCACCCCUGUCGAGGAAGUCGAAUUCCUGUUUAAAAACGAGAAGUGUCCGAAGGUGAUCAGUGUGGAGUUCGCUCACAAUAAUAACUGGUACAUCACAUUCCAGUCCGACACAGACGCGCAGCAGGCUCAUAGAUACUUAAGGGAAGAUGUGAAAACAUUUCAGGGGAAGCCAAUCAUGGCCAGGAUCAAAGCCAUCAACACGUUCUUUGCGAAGAACGGCUACCGCAGCGUGGACUCCAGCGUGUUCUCCCAGCAGACCCCGAGCCAGACCCCGUUCGGCUCCCAGCUCUUCAUGCAGCCGGUGUACAGCCCACAGCAGCAGUACCCCCUGUACGGCAUCGUGCCUCAGACGUGGACCCCCUCACCCACACCCUACUUCGAGACCCCGCUGGCCCCGUUUCCCAACAGCAGCUUUGUAAACGGAUUCAGCUCUCCCGGGAAUUACAAACCGAACGGCAGCUCCUUGAACAUCCGACCUCCUUUCCACAGAAACCGUGUCCCACUGUAUUCAAGAAAGAAUGUAAUUAAUAAUUACAGGAACCACAUGAAGCCCCCCCCUCGUUCCUCGGACGGGGGUCCCGCAGUGGGGGGAGUGGCCCCCCUGGUGGAGGGUCUGUGCGGCCGCAGCCCCCUGACCCCCCGGCACCAAGGCUCAGUCCUGGGACCCCCGGACCAGGGCAGUACCUACUCCGUGAAGGAGCCCCACACCCCCCCCUCGGAGCAGAACGGAGACUGCAGCCUUGCAGGCAGGGGCAGAAAAAGCACUUACCGUGGAGGGAGGAGGAGAAGAGAGGAUGAACGAACCGUGAGGCCUCCGGCGCUCUCUGAGAUCAAAGUCCAGCCCCCCAAAUUCGACCUGGCGGCAACCAGCUUCCCUCCCCUCCCAGGCAGCGUGGUGAGCACCCAGGGGGAGCCAGUCCUGGAGAACAGGCUGUCGGACGUGGUGCGAGGGAUCAGCAGGGACAAGCAGGAGGUCAGCAAGGUGGAUUUGGUGGCUGUUGUGCAAGAGGAGCCCGUGGCCGUCGCUGCCACGCUGCACCCCGCCACAGGCAAGCCUGCGAGCACUGUCUCCAACGAGCCCCCCCAAGCAAGUGUGGUCCUGCCGGAGAAGAAGCCAGCCGUGGAGGUCCCAGCCCCCAAAGAGACGCCCCGCUCGGCCCCCCCUCCAGUGGUCAUGGCCCCCCUGCCCCUCGCUGUUUCCAGACCCCCCCGGCCGGCCCCCAGCGCCCCCUCUACACAGCCCCCAGCCCCCGCCACCAGCCCCAGCCCCACUGCAGCCAUCGCAAGCAACCCUGCACUGGAGUCCCGGAAACUGAGCUAUGCUGAAGUGUGUCAGAGACCCCCCGUCCCCGUGACAGCGCUGCCCCUGAGGGAGCUCCGAGGCAACACUGAAGAGCCGGCCGCUGCCCCCGAUGAUACCACUUCCCCCGUCGCCCCCGCCACAGACAAACACACUCCGCAGCAGCAGCAGCCUGGCCUGGGUAAACUCCCUGCAGACAGCUACGGCAAGCCAGAGGGGCGAUCCAGGGAUUCGUACAGGAACAACGGGCCGCUGAGAGGGAGCGGCAGUGGGAUCAAACUGCGGGAGCAGCAACGCCGCCCCUUCCCCUCCUCAUCCUCCUCCUCCUCCUCAUCCUCAUCCACUCGCCGAUCCUCUCCUCAGGGAACGGGCCGACGCUUCAUCGGGAAAGAGCAGAAUGUCCCGCCACAGUGAACAGGAAACGAGAGAGAGAUAUUUAAAAAAUAUAUAGAGAAAUAUAUAUAUAUAUAUAGAUCCGUUAUUAAAUAUAAAUAUAUAUGUGUGUGUGUACGUGUUUGUUUGUGUAUGUAUGUGUGAGUGUGUGUGUAUAUAUAAUUUAUAUUUUAACGGAUUUAAAAACAGAAAACUGGACUCCUUCAUGAUCAACAGACUAGCGGAAUUCAUGGUCCGUGGAACUGUUAUGAAGGGAAUGCAGCCGAAAAUAAUUCUAUUAUUAAUAAUAAUAAUAAUAAUAAUGAUGAUGAUGAUAAUGGUGAUGAAAAGUGACUGACUCGUCAAAUCAGAAGGAAACAGAAAAACCUAUUUAAAUGUUAUUUUAUUGAGGGGAGAGCGGUCUGUGCGCUCAGCCACAGCCGAGGAGGAAUCAAUCUCUCUGUUUCUUUUUCUGUGGGGAUUGGAGAGUUUUGAUAAGGGGUUGAGCUUUCAAAGGACCGUGCACUAAGAAAAAAAAAAAAAAAAAAAACUAAUUUCAUAUAUAUGUAUAUGUAUUAAUGUAUGUAUAUAUAUCAAACUAAUCUAGCAAAGGAAUCCAUGAAAUGAACUGCACCCUAAUGUGAUCUGUUGGGGGGGUUAUGCUUGCAUAAGGCAUGUGUGCAGUUGCAGAUUUUUGUUUUAAUUUAAUUUUUAUAUAUAUAAUGAAAGGAGAGAGAUCCCGGUUUUGCUUGCAGAGAUGCGUUCUCUUCGCUUUCUGUCCACGCUUGCUUGCUUGGGUUACAAACACCAACGUUGGGGGCAAAGCUGGGCAGAGCGAUCGAUCUUCCCGGAGUCUGCGUGACUGAAACUGUGACGUUAAAACGUGCUUUGAUUUCUUUCUGAUUCUGAAUGUAUUUAAUCAGAUUUGGGGUCUGUUUACAGCAUUGGUAAAUAAAGGGUAGAGAUAGAGAGAGAGAGGAGGGGUGGGGCUGGUGUUUGGUUGGCUUGCUUACUUGUGUGAACUUGUAUAUGCAUUCAUUGAUUCUUUGUGAGCGAGUGCAUUCAUGGAUUUGUAAAUCCGGUUGCUGUCGCUCCCUCUUCAGUUAUCUUUAUUUUUUUUAAUUGAUCAGUGCUGCUGCAUUUUGAGCAGAAAUCCGUAUUUUGUAAUCCGCAACCCUUCUCAAAGUUAAAACAAACGCAGCGUCGGAUCAUCCCAGACGUGUUUGUCACGCUGACAUUUUUUCAGUUGUGUUUACUACAGAAAUUAGUUCAUUUUUUUGCAAACUACACGAAACUGAUUCAAAACUAAUGUCAGCUGCAGGUCUGAAAGCGGGUUUAAUGCUGAUAUCUCUGCAGUCAGUAACAGCGUGGCAUCUUGCUGGCGUUGUGUCUGUGCUUUCUCAGGCUCUGCUGUGAUUGGAUGCUGUUUCUCCUGCAGCUGUACCCACGCUCUCUCGUGCAGUCGGUGCUUCUGUCGGAGAUCUGUGAAGGACAGAAGCAAUGCGGCUCUCUGAUCAAUGCGCACACUACUGCCCAGAAGCACAUGCCAUCGGUUUCAGAGGAGAACGCAGGUGGAGUUUGGCUUUGAGACUUUGUGUGUGUUUUUUUUUUAGUUUCGUUUUUUGUUUUCUGCAGCGGUGGUCGGUAGAUUAACUUGUGUUUCAUGCUUCAUUUGGGAUGUUGAAUUUUCAUUCCACGCUCCUUAGAUAAAAGCCCGGCAUUUGUGGAUAGUGAAACACAUUUUUUUUUUUGUUUAGUUUAAGAACAGAUAGUAAUAAUGUAUCAUUUGUUUGUGUUUAAAAAAUAAUAAUUGAAAAAUAGGCGAUGAAAUGCACUAAAAACAACUGUAUUCAAUGAAGUCUAAAAAAAAAAGAAAAAAAAGAAAAUAGUUUAACAAAAAAACCUAAAAACCAACUAAAAGUGUAGUGCGAUUGCUUCUCUUUGUAGCCCUAGUUUACUGUUCUGAAGGGCAGCGCGUGCGGUUCGCGGGUGGAGGUGAGCUGUGAUUUACUGAGUCCUGUGGAAGCUUCUUGCUGGCAAACUGGACAUUCAAGGGUUAACCGUGGGGUCAUUUUGUCUGGCUUUUUAAAAAGGAAUUAAAAUGUUUAAGUACGCCCCCCCCCCUCCCUUUGGUUCUGGAGUUUUAACCCAAGAUGUGACCUCUUUUGAGGACGGGGCUACUUUGUCAUUUUCUUUUUAAACUGGCAUCAUUUACCUGUUUUUAAUUUUCUCUUUAGCUGUAUUGUAAUUGUAAAAGUCUAAAUGUAACUGUUAAUUCUGCAAACGCAUCCCUUCAGCUGCUUUUAUGAUGCCUCCAUAUAAAACAAGAAGCUUGUGAAGGCACAAAAUAAACGUCUUGGUGUUUUCUUCCCCGCAUUGAGGAUAAAGCUUCAUUUUCUCUGCGUCGAGUUUCAUAGCGGCUGUGAAAUGUCACCGCUGUGAUUACAGGCACGUUUCCUACUCGACUGUUCUCAAAAUAGGACGCAGCAGUUUGCAGCCAAAACAAGGCCCAAAGAAUUGAAAAUCCGUCCGUGUGUGUGUGUGUGUGUGGAGACAUGUAUCCUUACCAACGCAAUCAUGCGCUGAAAACAAAAGCUGUACAGAUUAUUUAUUUGAAUUCUGGAAAGGGCCGGACCACUAAACAAUUGAAAGGCAAUAAGCAGGUUUUGUGUUGAGAGAUGUUUUCUUAGAAGCACGGUGUGUGUGUGCUCGAUUCCCCGGCAGAAUAGUUUCGGACACCAGUGGCAAGUUCUUGAACCCGAGUCCGGUGCGUUUAGUGUGCCAAGAAAGGGUGCUUGCAGCUUGAACGCCUUUUCAGUUUAGCAGUUGUUUCAGUGUUUUGUUUUUCUUGUAGAGUCACAGUAAUCCUGACUGCAGUGGGUUUUAGUUUUUCAGUAAGCAGGUGAUCUAGUUAAAUUGAGGGGGUGCAGACAGACAGUGCCAACCCCCCACGAGAGGAAACUAAUACUCGCCCCUCAAUUAACCCAUUAAGUGCCUUUGUCCUCAUUUCAGGACAGGCUACUUCUCUUUUUUUUUAAGCACUUCUUAAUUGCCAUCUAUACCUGCUAUUGAAAUUCUCUUUUUAACUAUACGGUCAGGGUAACUUUGUACUUGUGUUGACUGCAAAAGUGAAGUCUGAAUGUUAUGCAUGUGGUUACAUAAAUACAAGGUGACCCUGAUUUCAUGAAGAAUGGAUUGGUGGUUCUUCGUGUGGUUUAAGUGAGGUCGCCUCCUCAGAGCGAAGGGGUGCAGCUGCUGUCCCGGACCUUCACGCGCUUUUCAUUCCAAAUCGACAGCCCCCGUCCCAUGUAGGGAACAAGGCAGCACCCCGUGCCCGUCCCAAAGAGGAGCCGGAGGGCUUGAAUAUUUCCCCCGUGUCGUUGUGGUUGACUUUUAUAUUGUCCUUCAUAUCGAUUGGAGAUCACUCUAGGGUGUUUGAUUGCCAGCCCUCCUCAGGUAGAGCUUCAGCAUGAAGCUGGGCUGUCACUGGUUUUAACUGUGCUGUGGUGGACGGGCGGGCGGGCUGCGGUGAUGGGAGGUCACAGGCACAGCGCAGGCAGAGGGACAGUGCCCUUGUAGUGGACGGCCAAUCCUGGGCAGCAGCUUCCUUGGCUGCAGAGGCAUUGAAAUCCAUUUGGCUGAUGAAGUGUCUCUUUCAAAUGAGACUGCCUCCCUUUCCAAACAAAGUGAACUGACCCCCGUCCCCCCCAAACACACGUGAUAAUACAAAGAGGGGAGGGGGUGGGGGGGCGUAGCGCUACAGAAAUAUUCUCUGGCAAGGCCAGGUGCAUUCGGAGAACUAAUUAUGCGCAGUGCGUGUAAAUUAUUAUAAUAAUAAUUAUUAAUUCAACAUUAUUCAGCUACAGAAUAUAGUACUUGAGUAAUUGUGAUAUGAAUAUAUAUAUAUGUGUGUGUGUUUUUCUUGCAAAAGGAAUAAAUUGUAAUGUUUUUAUUUUC
Molecule: messenger RNA, 6706 nt
Organism: Acipenser ruthenus (sterlet)
Lineage: Eukaryota; Metazoa; Chordata; Actinopteri; Acipenseriformes; Acipenseridae
Product: la-related protein 4
Exons: 17
Coding region: 329-2791 (820 amino acids)
Biological process (GO): positive regulation of translation
Cellular component (GO): cytosol; cytoplasmic stress granule
Molecular function (GO): mRNA 3'-UTR binding
Source: RefSeq, a predicted model, not a curated record